AUGGCUGAGUUGAGGUUUACAUCAAUGUUGUUGCCUGUUUUGGUGCUGCUACUUGUGGCGGCGGCCGCGGCGGCUUUCGGCCAGAAUGGUAGUACGGACGGCGGCGGAGGGAGGCCGGCGAUGGUGCCUGCCAUGUUCAUAUUUGGAGACUCUUUGAUUGAUAAUGGGAAUAAUAACAAUCUUCCGACGUUUGCAAGAGCUAACUAUUUCCCUUAUGGUAUUGAUUUUGCUGAUGGCCCAACUGGUCGUUUCUCCAAUGGAUACACUAUUGUUGAUGAAAUAGCGAAGCUCUUAGGACUACCCUUAAUUCCUCCGAGCGCAGCUCCAGCAACUGGACCACUACGCGGACUAAAUUAUGCGUCGGCUGCUUCGGGAAUCCUCGAUAUUACUGGAAGAAACUUUAUCGGUCGCAUACCCUUCAAUCAACAAAUAAGGAACUUCGAGAACACGCUGGAUCAAAUAACCGGCAACCUCGGCGCCGCCACGGUGGCUCCCGUGGUGGCUCGCUGCAUAUUCUUCGUUGGAAUGGGCAGUAACGACUACCUUAACAACUAUCUAAUGCCUAAUUAUCCUACCAGAUCUCAAUACAAUAGCCGGCAAUUCGCCGAUCUUUUGACCCAACAGUACACUCAGCAACUCAGCAGGCUUUACAACCUCGGAGCUCGGAAGUUCAUUAUCCCCGGUAUCGGAACAAUGGAGUGCAUUCCCAACGUAUUAGCUCGAAGCUCCGAUGGAAGAUGCUCGGAAGAAGUAAGCCAGCUCGUUCGAGAUUUCAACGCGAACGUUAGAAUAAUGAUUGGAAACUUGAAUGCCAAUCUUCCCGGUUCGAGGUUCACUUACGUUAAUAUUGCUCGUAUGAAUGGUGAUAUCCUUGCAAAUCCUAGAGCUUAUGGAUUCACAGUGGCGGAUCGUGGGUGCUGUGGGAUUGGGAGGAACAGGGGACAGAUAACAUGUCUUCCAUACCAAAUGCCUUGUCUGAAUCGAGACCAGUAUGUGUUUUGGGAUGCGUUUCAUCCAACUGAGAGAGUGAAUAUCAUCAUGGCAAGAAGGGCUUUCAAUGGCGACAUGUCCGUUGCUUACCCUUUUAACAUACAACAGCUUGCCAAUCUUGAUAUCUAAGUACUUGGGAGCAUAUACAUGCUUGUGUAUUGGAUGCAAUAUAUCUACUUUUUUUGGGUUUUGGAGAAAGACGAUGUAUAUAUAGCGUCGAGAAAGUUUAAG
Messenger RNA from Cucurbita maxima (winter squash), 1221 nucleotides. RefSeq names its product GDSL esterase/lipase At1g71691-like. Lineage: Eukaryota; Viridiplantae; Streptophyta; Magnoliopsida; Cucurbitales; Cucurbitaceae. The transcript has 5 exons. Bases 1 to 1119 code for a protein of 372 amino acids. The record is from RefSeq and is a predicted model, not a curated record. Gene Ontology annotation, molecular function: hydrolase activity, acting on ester bonds.